Aureobasidium namibiae CBS 147.97 is the source of this 780-nucleotide messenger RNA. RefSeq lists its product as uncharacterized. The record is from RefSeq and is a predicted model, not a curated record. The transcript has 4 exons. NCBI's taxonomy places the organism in Eukaryota, Fungi, Ascomycota, Dothideomycetes, Dothideales, Saccotheciaceae. The annotation marks the transcript as partial.
AUCGAUUCUCACCUUCGUUAUAUCAUCUGUCGUGGUGGAACAGAGUUCAAUGCCUCUUACUAUAAUCCCACGGCAUCGAACGAGGGUUCUUAUAUGCGCACGCAAUUUCUUCUGGCAAAUACUUUAGUUCACGAAUUGACACACGUUUGGUUUUUCAAUGUGACCGACGAGUACGAAGAUUUGAUGCCUUUCCGUAACGACGACAGGAUCUCAGAAGAGGGCUUUGCAGCCGAAACAAUGAUACACAAAGACGUGAUCCUCGAAGAUAUGGAGGCCAAUUUUAUAUUGCGAACAAUGCCUUUUGGAAUGCGCGCAAACCGAUGGCCAGGAGUACUUGACGGGCCCGAACAUGUCACGAGAGCCAGUGCGGCGAGGCAUGAUAUCAAGUUCGACACUAUGUAUGCGGUUCCUAUGAGUUACGUACACCAAUUCUUCCUCGACGACUUUUGGACCAAUCGUGUUGAGCGAUUUGGCGAUGGAGCUCUCAGCAAUUACAAAGCUGUGGGCGUGAGACGGAAUCUCGUCAACAGACUCAAGUUCGACCCUUCAGAGCAUGGAAUGAUCAAACGGAAGCUAAACCCCGUCACUAGCUUAUGGGAGGAAGAUCCUGAGAUUGACGCUGAUGCCGAGUUUCCAGAAGUGCAUGAGGGAAUAGUUUAUAAGGACAAGGUCUUGACUCUCAUGGGUGAAGAGAUGUCUGAUUCGGAUGAGGAAAUGGAGGACGUCGAUAAGAGCGAUGACGAUGACGACGACGAUGAUGGUGGCAUAAUGGUCACCUAG